AUGGAGAGACCUCCAAAGAAAAAUCAUGAGGUGCAAGCAAAUUUGAUCAUACUUCAAGAAGAUAAGAAGCAAGUGGUAGCCAAAGAGGAUGAAUUGGGAAAGUCUAAGCAUACAAAAGCAAAGGCAUCUAUGCAAAAAUCCAAAAUACCACCACUUCCAUUCUCUCAAAAUCUUAAGAAAGCCAAAGAGGAUGCUUGUUUUAAGAAGUUAUUUGACACGUCCAUAAAACUUAACAUUAACUUUCCUUUGCUUAAUGUUUUGCAGGGAAUGCCUAAGUAUGCUAAGUACUUGAAAGAUUUGGUGACAAAUAAGGCUAAGCUUGGUGAUAUUAUGAUGGUAGCACUUACUGAGGAGUGUAGUUCUAUGGUAAUAAGCAAAAUCCUUAAAAAGUUCAAGGACUUUGGGAGUUUAAGCCUCUUUAUACAAAUUGUUGAAAGUGAUAUGGUUCAUGCUUUGAGUGAUUUAGGGGCAUGCAAUAACCUAAUUACCUUUUUAGAGUUUGAUACUCUUGGUUUGGGAAAAUCAAGGCCCUUUUCAGUUGUGCUCCAAAUGGCGGACAAAACUAGAAUGAUCCCUAAAGAAAUCACAGAGGAUGUUUUCAUCAAGGUUUGUAAUUUCAUUAUUCCUACUAACUUUAUUUUUCUUGAUCAUGAUGCAAAUGACAAGGUACAAAUUAUAUUGGGACGCCCAUUCUUAGCUAAGGGAGGAACACCGAUAGAUGCUAGAGAGGGCACUCUUAAAAUGAGAUUGAAUGAUGAAAAGAUGGUCUUCAGAGUGUACAAAGCACUCAAUGCACCCUCUCACUACAAGUAUUUUUGCAUGAUCAAACCUAUAGAAGAGGAUGAGUAUGUGGUGAAGGAGUGUAAGCUUCUAAUUACCUGUUUAGACUCUUUUAUGGAGUUUCCUAAGUCAACAAUUAAAAUAGAAAUUUGCAAACUUAAAGAAAAGCCUGAAAAAGAAAGUGUAAAAUGA
Messenger RNA from Capsicum annuum, 972 nucleotides. RefSeq lists its product as uncharacterized. The coding region runs from base 1 to 972 and encodes 323 amino acids. NCBI's taxonomy places the organism in Eukaryota, Viridiplantae, Streptophyta, Magnoliopsida, Solanales, Solanaceae. The transcript has a single exon. The record is from RefSeq and is a predicted model, not a curated record.